AUGGACAACCCGAAAGUAGGACAACCAACGAAGCCAUCUCGGAAGAAGCGAUGGUUCAACCCGCAGCUGAUGCACCUGAAGGUGACGCUGUUUCUCGUGUUUGGAGCGACGAGCGCACUCAUACCGUACCUGACGAUUCACAUGCAAAGCAUCGGACUGACCGUGGAAGAAGUGGCCUCAGUGUACUUGACGCUCCUGUUCACCUCCUGUUUGAGUCCUCCACUCACAGGCUUUCUGAUCGAUCGGUUCGGUCGCUACAAACCGGUGCUAAUGACUAGCAUUGUGCUGAAUGCCGCUGCGCAUCAUCUAAUCCACUUUAUUCCGGCACGCGACGUAACCGUGACACAGCGGAACUUCAGCGUUACGUACACACCCGAUCGUGAGGCUCUGUUACUGGAGAGCUCCGUGUGCCCCGAAGAGCGAUGGCUUAACGCUAGCUGCUUUAACAGUACAUACAAAGAGCGUACACCAUCUCAAAAAACACUCCUGUAUAUUGGAGAUCAUAACUGUGGCGAUUACACCGUACCCGAGUGUACCUUAAACGAGCUAGGCAUUCAGGGUGUAGUGAGCCUACAUGAACAGAUUCACCUCCAGAGUGAGUACGACUGGACGUUCUGGACGUACCUGAUCGUGCGGUUUGUAGCCACAUCGAUGUUGGCGUCAACGCUCACCAUCACUGACCCGAUCGCGCUGGACAUGGUGGAACAACACGGUGGUGACUAUGGGCGUGAGAAGCUGUACUCGAGCGUUGGCAUGGCCAUUUUCACACCACUCACAGGUCUCAUGAUCGAUGUGUACUCAAGUGACACCAACACCGUAUACACGCCGGCUUUCUACACCUACGAUGUGCUUCUGCUCGGCUCACUCUGGUCAGUGUCACGGAUGCCCAUACGUCGAAAAGAACCCACACCCAGUGUGCUGCGUGACACGACUCGCAUCCUACACCGACCAGCCGUGUUGGUGUUUCUCGCGUUCCUCUUCCUACUCGGCAACUUCUGGGGCUUCAUCGAGAGCUACCUGUUCGUGAUCAUGAAGUCGAUGGGCUCGCCAAACUACCUGCUCGGGCUGACGUACACCGUCGGUACGGUGGCCAGCAUCCCGAUGAUGUUUCUUCUCGAUCGCAUCACACGACGCGUCGGACACGUCAACCUGCUGGUGGUGGCGUUCUUUGCACAUUCGCUGCGCAUUCUUGGCUACUCGUGGAUCAACGAUCCGUUCUGGUGCUUCCCGAUCGAGCUGAACGAGGCGAUCUCGUGCUAUUUCAUGUGGGUUGUUGCCACUACGUACUGUGCGGUGCUCGCACCUAGCAGCCUUGUUGCGACGCUGAUCGGCAUCGCUGGUAUGGUGCACUUUUGUCUCGGUAAGGGCGUAGGUUCGUUCGCGGGUGGUUUUCUGAUCGCGCGUGUCGGUCUUACGAUGGCGUUUCGGUACGUGGGCUAUCUGGCUGCAGGUUGUGGGGUGUUGUACAAGCUGGUGCAUGUCGUGUGGUUACGCAAGGUCGAAGACGACCAUAAGCUACCAGAACCCAGUCCAGCCGUGGUCGAGUUGGUUCGACGGCGAGCCUCGAUCUUGCCGAAAGUGGAACAGUUCGGGAGUUCGCUAUCAUUCUCUGGACAUGCGCCAGGGAAACCGAAACUCCCACUCGAACCGUCCGAAGAGCAGGUACCUCUCGAGCAGCAAUAG
Anopheles nili is the source of this 1683-nucleotide messenger RNA. RefSeq lists its product as uncharacterized. The transcript is spliced from 2 exons. Gene Ontology annotation, cellular component: membrane. NCBI's taxonomy places the organism in Eukaryota, Metazoa, Arthropoda, Insecta, Diptera, Culicidae. The record is from RefSeq and is a predicted model, not a curated record. The coding region runs from base 1 to 1683 and encodes 560 amino acids.